AGUGCGGCUGCCACCUGGCCGGCACGCUGGGCGGGCUAGGCGCGUGCGAUACGCGCAGCGGGCAGUGCUCGUGCAAGAUGCACGUGGGCGAGCGCCAGUGCGACCAGUGCCAGGAUGGCUUCUACCGACUGGAGAGCACCAACGUGUUUGGAUGCACUGAAUGCGACUGCGACGUGGGCGGCUCAAUAGACAACAACUGCGACAAGCUGACGGGCCAGUGUCGCUGCCACUCCCGCGUGGAGGGCCGCCGCUGCGACCGGCCCAUCCGAGCACAUUACUUCCCAACCCUACACCAGUUUCAAUACGAAGUGGAAGAAGGCCUGACUCAAUCGGGACCGGUCCGAUACAGGAACAGCGAGGAGGCCUUCCCUGGCUACUCGUGGAAGGGAUACGUCGUGUUCUCUUCGCUCCAG
Molecule: messenger RNA, 413 nt
Organism: Ostrinia furnacalis (Asian corn borer)
Lineage: Eukaryota; Metazoa; Arthropoda; Insecta; Lepidoptera; Crambidae
Product: laminin subunit alpha-like
Exons: 2
Biological process (GO): tissue development; animal organ morphogenesis
Source: RefSeq, a predicted model, not a curated record